AUGUUGCUUCCCCUCCCCCUGGGCCCUCGUUCCUCUGCUUCUCUAGUCCUGCCAGCUCCUGGUGUGGAAGGGGCUUAUUUGUGUGUGAGUGUGUGUGUGUGCGUGCGUGUGCGUCGCUUUGUGCAGCCUCUUCCACCGAAGGGGGUGUCUCUGCUCCCCCUUCCCCUUUGUGUUUGCUCCCUGUGUGGUCAGGUCAGGAGGGAUAUGAGGGAAAUGGGAACCCCCUCGCCCUCCUGCCUCAGUCUUUCCUCUACCCUGUCUCUUCCCUGUCCUCUGGAAAAUGCCAAAACACAUGAUGUGAAUAAAAGUACAAUGGGUUAA
Messenger RNA from Pipistrellus nathusii (Nathusius's pipistrelle), 321 nucleotides. The record is from the annotation of a GenBank genome assembly. Lineage: Eukaryota; Metazoa; Chordata; Mammalia; Chiroptera; Vespertilionidae.